AUGGUGCAUGCGGUGUUCAACUACCGAGUGCCGCACGCAUCCGAGGAGGAGGAGGAGGAGGAGGAUGACCUGUUCGAUGCGGCCGAGGACGGCAUCCGGGGGAAGCGGAUCCACCACGCUUUCGUCCGACUGUCGGUGCUGGGGUCGCCGUCGGUGCAGUCGGCGAUGGACUGCUUCCCCUGGACGUAUCACUGGCUGGGGGUCGAGCUGGAGUGGAACCGGGAGAGAUUCAAGAAGCAGCGGGGAUUCCACAAUCACGUCAGGGGUUACUUCCUGCACACGUGCGGGUUCGGGGCUCGGUCGGGGAGCCUGAGGGUGUUCUUCCGCCGGUGCGCGUGGGAGCGGGACCGCGGGCGAGCCGCGGCGAGGGACGUCGCGCCCGCGGUGGAUGCCUUCCUCCGCUUCCUCGGCGAUCGGGCGUUCGCCUUCGAGAGGAUCGCGGCGCUGCUGCGGAGGUGGCACGCGGCGGUCGCGGGGCGGAACGCGUCCGGAUGCUGCGAGGGCUCGGCCGAGUUGGGAUGCCUGGUGGAGGUCGCCUCCCUCCUCAACUCGACCUGCGAGUACGGGCCGGUCCUCUUCCCGGAGAAGGUGGACGAGAUCCUCCGGACCCGGAUCCGGCUGAAGACCUGCCCCACCGUCGAGGCCCUCUCCCCGGGAAACCGACAUCCCUCCGACGCCUUUCCCAAUUCAGACUGCUUCGAAGCGACGGCGGCGGGCGACGCCUCCUGGCGCGUCGUCGCGUCCCGCGCCCUCUCGGCCCUGGAGGCCCUGGCCAGGGACGAGCCCUGGAAGCUGGGAUUCCGAGAUUUGGUGCAAAAGGAGACGGGGAUCGGUGGGCUGGAGGGGAAUCCAGGGAACCUGAGGAGGUGCGGCUUCUACGAGUCCCUCGACGCCCUCCACAAGGAUGUGCUGUGCGUCUACGAGGUGCUGAAGGGGACCUGCGCGGAGGGGGGCCACACGUUCGUCUCCGAGUCUCGCCUCCGGUGCCUCCUCCGUCCUGGUCGCGACGAGGGAGUCCGCCUGUGCGGGGAUUGGGACGCGGCCAUCUCACCAGAAAACGACGAGGAAGCUGUCUUGCCUGAAAUGUUAUCGGGUCGUGAACUUGUCGAUGGUUUGGGCUUCGAGGCGGUGACCAAAGGAUGUGAGGGGGAGGAGGCGACUCCUCCCCUUCACCUCCCACCUCCAAGAGACUUCCUCCUUAACCUGGACGGAGGAGUAGAAAUGUUCGACCGCCAAUGA
This is a messenger RNA of Darwinula stevensoni, 1239 nucleotides long. Lineage: Eukaryota; Metazoa; Arthropoda; Ostracoda; Podocopida; Darwinulidae. The record is from the annotation of a GenBank genome assembly.